Molecule: messenger RNA, 4645 nt
Organism: Nothobranchius furzeri (turquoise killifish)
Lineage: Eukaryota; Metazoa; Chordata; Actinopteri; Cyprinodontiformes; Nothobranchiidae
Source: RefSeq, a predicted model, not a curated record
AUGGUGGUGUUGGAUAGAAUCAACUUCCAGAUGGGUCCUCAAGAAGAUUUGUUCAAAGGCCAGAUUUUUUCUCCAGCAGACACCCUGCCCCAACAACAACUACAAGUGCUCCAAGAACAACCACAGCUGCUCCAACAACAACCACAGCUGCCCCAGCAACUACAAAUGCUUCAACAACAACCACAGCUGCCUCACCAACAACCACAGCCGCCCCAACAACUACAAACAACUACAAAUGCUCCAACAACAACCACAGCUGCCCCAAUAACAACCACAGCCGCCCCAACAACAACCACAGCUGCCCCAACAACAACCACUUCUGCCACAACAACAACUACCGCUGCUCCAACAACAACCACAGCUGCUCCAACAACCACAGCUGCCCCAACAACAACCACAGCUGCCCCAACAACUACAAAUGUUCCAACAACAACCACAGCCGCCCCAACAACAACCACAGCUGCCCCAACAACUACAAAUGUUCUUACAACAACCAUAGCUGCCCCAAUAACAACCACAGCCACCCCAACAGCAACCACAGCUGCACCAAAAACAACCACAGCCGCCCCAACAACAACAAAUGCUCCAACAACAACCACAGCUGCCCCAACAACAAUUACCGCUGCCCCAACAAAAACCACAGCUGCCCCAACAAAAACCACAGCCGCCCCAACAACUACAAAUGCUCCAACAACAACCACAACUGCCCCAAUAACAACCACAGCCACCCCAACAACAACCAGAGCUGCCCCAACAACAACAACAGCCGUCCCAACAACUACAAAUGCUCCAACAACAACCACAGCUGCCCCAACAACUACUACAGCUGCUCCAACAACAACCACAGCUGACCCAACAACAACCACAGCCGCCCAAAAAACAACCACAGCUGCCCCAACAACAAGCACACCUGCCCCAACAGCAACCACAGCUGCACCAAAAACAACCACAGCCGCCCCAACAACAACAAAUGCUCCAACAACAACCACAGCUGCCCCAACAACAAUUACCGCUGCCCCAACAACAACCACAGCUGCCCCAACAAAAACCACAGCCGCCCCAACAACUACAAAUGCUCCAACAACCACAGCUGCCCCAAUAACAACAAUAGCCGCCCCAACAACAACCACAGCCGCCCCAACAACUACAAGUGCUCCAACAAAAACCACAGCUGCCCCAACAACAACUACCGCUUCUCCAACAACAGCCACAGCUGCUCCAACAACCACAGCUGCCCCAACAAAAACCACAGCCGCCCCAACAACUACAAAUGCUCCAACAACAACCACAACUGCCCCAAUAACAAUCACAGCCGCCCCAACAACAACCAGAGCUGCCCCAACAACAACCACAGCCGCCCCAACAACUAUAAAUGCUCCAACAACAACCACAGCUGCCCCAACAACUACUACAGCUGCUCCAACAACAACCACAGCUGCCCCAACAACAACCACAGCCGCCCAAAAAACAACCACAGCUGCCCCAACAACAAGCACACCUGCCCCAACAACAACUACAAGUGCUCCAACAACAACCACAGCUGUUUCAACAACAACCACAGCUGCCCCAACAACAACCACAGCUGCCCGAACAAUAACCACAGCCGCCCCAACAACAACCACAGCUGCCCCAACAACAACUACAAGUGCUCCAACAACAACCACCACUGCUCCAACUACAACAACAGUUGCUCCAACAACAACCUCGGCAGCUCCAUCUACAACCACAGAUGCCCCAACAACAACCACAGCUGCCCCUAAAACAACUACAAGUGCUCCAACAACAACGACAGCUGCUCCAACAACAACGACAGCUGCUCCAACAACAACCACAGCUGCCCCAACAACAACCACAGCCGCCCCAACAACAACCACAGCUGCCCCAACAACUACAAAUGCUCCAACAACAACCACAGCUGCCCCAACAACAACUACAAGUGCUCCAACAACAACCACAGCUGCCCCGAAAACAACUACAGCUGCUCCAACAACGACAGCCGCCCCAACAACAACAAAUGCUCCAACAACAACCACAGCUGCCCCAAUAACAACCACAGCUGCCCCAACAACAACCACACCUGCCCCAACAACAACCACAGCUGCCCCAACAACAACCACAGCCGCCCCAGCAACUACAAAUGCUCCAACAACAACCACAGCCGCCCCAACAACAACUACAAAUGCUCCAACAACAACCACAGCUGCCCCAACAACAACCACAGCCGCCCCAACAACAACCACAGCCGCCCCAACAACUAAAAAUGCUCCAACAACAACCACAGCUGCCCCAACUACAACCACAGCUGCUCCAACAACCACAGCUGCCCCAACAACAACCACAGCCGCCCCAACAACUACAAAUGCUCCAACAACAACCACAGCUGCCCCCAUAACAACCACAGCCGCCCCAACAACAACCACAGCUGCCCCAACAACAACUACAGCUGCAUCAACAAAAACCACCACUGCCUCAACAACCACAGCUGCCCCAACAACUACAACUGCUCCAACAACAACCACACCCGCCCAAACAACAACCACAGAUGCCCCAAUAACAACCACAGCUGCUCCAACAACCACAGAUGCCCCAACAACAACCACAGAUGCCCCAACAACAACCACAGCUGCCCCAACAACAACUACAAUUGCUCCAACAACAACCACAGCUGCCCCAACAACUACCACAGCUGCCUCAACAACAACCACAGCUGCCCCAACAACAACCACAGCCGCCCCAACAACAACCACAGCUGCCCCAACAACAACUACAAGUGCUCCAAAAACAACCACAGCUGCUCCAACUGCAACAACAUUUGCUCCAACAACAACCACAGCAGCUCCAUCUACAACCACAGCCGCCCCAUCAACAACCACAGCUGCCCCAACAACAACCACAGCUGCCCCAACAACAACCACAGCUGCUCUAACAACAACCAAAGCCGCCCCAACUACAACCAUAGCUGCUUCGACUUCAAGCACAACUGCUCCAACUACAACAGCAACUGAACCAACUACUACCACAAAAGCUCAAACAACAACAAUCACAGCUGCUCCAACAACAGCUACACCAGCCACAACAAAAAGCACAGCUGCUCCCACUAUAACCACAGCUGCCCCAACCACACUCACAGCAACUCGGACUACAACCACAACUGCUCCACCAACAACCACAGCAGCUCGAACCAUAACUACCAUUGCAGCUCCAACAACAACCAUAGCUACUACAACUACAUCCACAACAGCCCCAACCCCAACAACCACUGCAGCUCCAACAACCACCACACAAGCCCCCAUGACAACCACAGCUUUUCCAACUACAACAACUGAACCAACAAAAACCACAGCUAUCCCAACAAACACAGGUGCUCCCACUGCAAGUACAGCUGCUCCAGCAACAACAACCACAGUAGCUCCAACUACAACCACAACCACACCAGCCACAACAACAACAGCUGCUCCAACAACAACCACAGUUUCACCAACAACAACCACAGAUGCUCCAGCUAUGACCACAGCAGAUACAACAACAACCACCACAAUAAUUCCAACUACUACCACAACUGAACCAACUACUACCACAAAAGCUCAAAGAAGAACCACAUAUGCUCCAAGUCUGACCACAGCCCCAACAACGACGACAACAACAACCACUGCAGGCCCAACAAGGACAACAACCACUGCAGCCCCAACAACAACCACAGUGGCUGAAACAACAAUCACAGUAUCCCCAACUAUAGUUCAAAGUCCAACAAUAGCAAAGCAGCUUACAUUUAGAUCUACAGAUGCAUUUUCUGAGGAUUUGUACAAUCCAAGCAGUGAACUCUUCAAAGCACGAGCAAGCCUAAUAGAGGAACUUCUUACACCAAUAUUCUUCAGACAAUUAAAGAUUUUUUUCACUCUGAGAGUAGCCCAUUUCAGACCUGGGUCAGUCGUGAACACUGUGGACCUAACUUUUAAUUCAACAGCUGUUCCAAAUGACACAGCAAUCGUAAAUGCGUUGGUCAGCGAAGCUUCAACCAUCACCAACUUCACCAUUGACACGACCAACAUUACUGUGGAAAUCCUAGGUAUGAAAAAUAAAUAGAAAAAUGGCUUUCGUGGAAAACUGCAUCGAUUUACAAAAUAACCAUAUAGAUUUGUUUCAAAAACACAAUCUUCAAUGACGUGUUAUGAACACUGAUUUAAGUUUAAAAGAAAUAAUCAGCUUUUGUCUUAUUUCUUUCAAUUUUUGUUGUUACCUAGUAAGUAGAAGAUUUAACCUAACUAUUAAAUUUGCUACUGCAGCCCCAAAAACUACAACAUUUGCUCCAACCACAUCCACACCAGCCAUAACUACAACCAAAGCAGCUCUAACCACAACAGCAGCACCAACAACAACCACAGCUGCCCCCACAACAACCAAAGCUGCCCCAACAACAACCACAGCUGCUCUAACAACAACCACAGCUGCUCCAACAACAACCACAGCUGCACCAAUAACAACCACAGCUUUACCAACAUCAACCACAGCUUCACCAACAACAACCACAGCUGCUUCAACAACAACCACAGCUGCCCCAGCUACAACCACAGCUGCUCCAACAUCAACCACAACUGCACCAACAACCAAAGCUGCUUCAACUACAACCACAGCUGCCCCAGCUACA